This is a messenger RNA of Dichotomopilus funicola, 1173 nucleotides long. Its product is annotated as proteasome complex subunit Rpn13 ubiquitin receptor-domain-containing protein. Lineage: Eukaryota; Fungi; Ascomycota; Sordariomycetes; Sordariales; Chaetomiaceae. The record is from RefSeq and is a predicted model, not a curated record. Gene Ontology annotation, molecular function: endopeptidase activator activity; proteasome binding. The transcript has 4 exons. Bases 1 to 1173 code for a protein of 390 amino acids. Gene Ontology annotation, cellular component: cytoplasm; nucleus; proteasome regulatory particle, lid subcomplex.
AUGUCCAUAGCACCGCUUAUCACCUUCAAGGCGGGCAUCUGCGAUGUCGACCAAUCGUCGAAACCCUACAAGAUCAAGGCGCAACAAACGCCAGGUUACAUCUACCUUUAUUCCGAUGAUGAUCUGAUCCAUUUCUGUUGGCGCCCCAGGUCGGCAGCUCCCGAUGAACCCGAUCUCGACUUGGUGAUGAUCCCCGAAGACGGCAACUUUGUCCCAUACGACACACGUACACCCAGUAACGCUACCGCCAAGACCAACGGCCGCGUUUUCGUCCUCAAGUUCAACUCGUCCUCCCAGCGACACUUGUUUUGGCUGCAGUCCAAACCCCAGGGCCGCAGUGGCGACCCGGCUUGGCUUAGCCCGAGAGACCUCAAAAUUGGCGACAUUGUGGAUCGGCUGCUUCAAGGCGAAGAGGUGGAUGUGAACCGGGAGCUAGCGUCGGUCCGGAACAAUAAUGACGACAGCCGGCGCGAUGCCGACGACGAUGAGGAUGAGCAGAUGGAGGAUGUAGAGGGCCACGGUGAUAGAGGCGCGCACCGUCGCAGCGGUCAGGGAGGCGCUGGGCCGGAUGCCACUGGCGGAGAUUUCAGAGAGGAAGGCGAGGAUGCCAGGGAAGGGGGGUCAGACGGCGCGAGAGCGGCGGGCAAUGAUGCCGCAGCCGCUGACGCGGUGCGCAACUUUCUAAACUCGCUCAAGGGUGGGCAGAGCUCUGCGAGCAGUCGACCAGAAGGCAAAGCUUACCCUCUUUUGAACGACCUCCUCGAGCCAUCCGUCACAAUCUCCAUGCUUGACUCGGUUACCGACGAACACGUCGACAGUCUCUUGAACUUCUUACCCCCAACCGUGCUGGUCCUCGCCCAACAAGGAGAGAACGGAGAUGCCAUCAGUCAAGAGCCCGGCGCGGAAUCUGUCGAGGCUGCUAAGCAGGCUAUGAGCUCGAGUCAGAAGCGCUCAUUGCUCAAGAAGGUGCUUCGCAGCCCGCAGUUCACACAAAGUCUGGCCAGCCUGACAGUUGCGCUCCGGGAUGGCGGCUUGCCCACCAUCGCCGAGGCCUUGGGCAUCGAGGUUCAGAACGGGGGGGUUGUCAGGGGUGGGGCGGUACCUCUGGGCGGUGGCGAGGCCGUGGAAGCAUUCGUAGAGGGUGUUAAGAAGACUGUGCAGAGGAAACAAUGA